ACUAAGUGCACUUGAGUGUGGUUUUGGAUAGAACCACGGCGUAGACAGUGCUGGCGGUUUGCAAGAGGCCUGAUGCAGACUAGUUAAAUUGAGUCGCGGCUCUUUUCGAGGCCGGUGAUAAGUUUCCUGCGCUUUAAUAAGGCAGUUAUUUAUCUAUUCAGAAGAAAGCGACGUUGCGACGCCAUGGAGGUGUCCGAGGCUCUGAGUGAAGCCGAGCGGCCGCUACACCGGCCCUUCCUCAUCGGGGUUAGUGGAGGAACCGCCAGCGGAAAGUCCACAGUGUGUGCUAAGAUCAUGGAGUUGCUGGGCCAGAACAAGGUGGACCAUCAUCAGAGGAAAGUGAAGAUUGUAAGCCAGGACAGUUUUUAUCGUGUGCUCACUCCAGAACAGAAAGCAAAAGCUCUCAAAGGCCAAUACAACUUUGACCAUCCAGAUGCAUUCGAUACAGAGUUGAUGUGCCAGACACUGAAGGACAUUGUAGAAGGCAAAGUUGUGGAGAUUCCAACCUAUGACUUUGUCACACAUUCCAGGCUACAGGAGACGAUCUGCGUGUAUCCGGCCGAUGUCGUUCUGUUUGAGGGAAUUCUGGUCUUCUACACGCAAGAAGUCAGAGACAUGUUCCAUAUGAAACUAUUUGUGGAUACAGACUCAGAUGUACGUCUGUCACGCAGAGUUCUUAGAGACAUGAGGAGAGGUCGUGACUUGGAACAGAUCCUUACACAAUAUACCACUUUCGUUAAACCGGCCUUCGAGGAAUUCUGCUUACCAACCAAGAAAUAUGCAGAUGUGAUAAUACCUCGUGGAGUAGACAACAUGGUGGCAAUUAAUUUGAUAGUGCAGCACAUCCAAGACAUCCUAAGCGGCGAUAUCUGCAAGUGGCAGAGAGGAGCCGCUAACGGUCAUCCCCUCGAGAAGACCUUAAAGAGGCACGUGGACGAAGUAAGGGAGAACCCUGAUGGAGGCGGGUCAAAUCUCACAAAACGCCCCCUGCUGGAACCUAGCACACGGCCUCAUUAAUGCCUAAACACACACACACACACGGGAAUGUGUUUAAAACUUGAAGGCUAGAGUGUUUGCAUGCUUCCUAUAACAUAAAUACACACACAUGUACACACAAACACUUUAGCAAGUGUUCUGAUUCAGUAUUUAACUGUACUGUUAAUGAAGAGAUACAGGAAGUGAAUGCGUUGUUUUUUUUAAAAUAUGACAAUUCUGUGAAAAGCUGUAUUCAUAUCAGUGCUUAUACAUAUAUACUGUAUAUAUACAGGGUGUGAUGUGGUAAAAACAGCUGGGGGAUAUUUUAAUUUCAAUUUCUACGUUGAGAUUUUAAUGGCACGUGUUUAUAUCAAAUGCACAGUUCCCAAACUCUCAGCUAACUCUAUUCAAAAUAAUUUUUAAUUAAUACAAAUCAGUUAAUAGGAGGAAAACAUGAUGUAUAAGUAUCAAUGUUACGCCGAGUUUUUAACUAUUCACACGAUAAAACGCCUCAGUACGUCCAAGUUAAGGUUCCUCAGGCCUGGUGCACAAGCCCCGAUUCUGAGUCGUCUGCUGAUUAUGUCGCUCAUCUCCAUCCAGCAGUGUGCCUACUCCGAGGAGUGACCAGUCUUAUCCACAAAGGACAAGUGUGUGUGCUGGUUUUCAUUCCAGUCAAGCAGGAGCUACACCUGAUUCCACCUGUUUAAUCAACUGAUCUUGGUUUCAGAAAUGUGGUUUCUGAUUGGUUGGAAUGAAAACCUGAACCCACACCGGCCCUUUGUAGAUAAGACUGGACAUGCCUGGUCUACUUACUCCUGUGGUGACCGGUUAUUUUAGCAACACGAUCAGUGAAGGGAACUUGGCAUGACCCUAUCAACACUUUUUUUUUUCUUUUUCUUUUUUUGUUGCGUCACAGCUCUUCUGUUUCUUGUCCUGUGAGCAUGGCAUUUGGAGAUCAGGUGCACUGCAGCAAGGAUCUCUUUAGGUGACGGUACAUUGUUGGGUUUGUGCCUCAUUUUACAAGCUAAAAACUGGCACCUCCUGCCAGUUUGCACCCAGUAUAUAUGUGUAUAUGUAUAUACACUCGUAGUUAAAACGGACGUUUAGUCUUAGACUUUCGUUAUCUGUACAAGUCUGUUAUUUCAGAUAUAUUAUUAAAUGUCCAGAUACGAAAGAUGGGUAGGAAGCCUUUAAAACAGGGGUGUCUAAACUUCUUUUUUUUCAGGUGAACGCAAAAUUACACCUCAUCAAAAAUACUACAGCGUCUGUUACAUCCAAAUCUGGAGAACACUGUAGAGGUUACAGCAUCUAUUUCAGGGACCAAAAGUAAUUGGACAAACGAUCAUUAACGGUCAAGCUGUUCACUUUUUGUGAAAGGUUAAGAAUUGACAUCCCACGCGUAAUGGUUUGCAGCUCUUUUUAAAUUCCCAUCCACGCUAUUUGUCUAGAACCAUGAUUAAAUGUUAUUGAUACAUCAAUCAUCCAGUCAGCCAGGCUGCCACCAUUGGGCCCUUGAGCAUGGCCCCCCAACCCUCCCUGCUCCAGGGGCAAUGCAUCAUGGUUAACCCUUUGCUCAGACCCCAACCCUCCCUGCUCCAGGGGCACUGCUUCAUGGCUGACCCUGCACUCUGACCCCAACCCCCAAGGAUGGGAUAUGUGAAGAAAGAAUUCUACUCUGCAGUAAUGUAUAUGUGACAACUAAAGGCUACUUAAAUAAAUAAAUAAAUUCUUGUUGCUGCCCAUGUCAGGUGAAAGGAAAAACUGCAACGUGUUGGCCAGCAACACUCCCAUCAUACAUUCUGAUAGAAGAGCAACAGACCAGUUAACAUCCGUCCACAGGCAUGGUUUAGACUUUGGACACCCCUGGUUUAAUAUAACCUUCUGCUUUAGGUUUUGUCUCAGAGAGAUCUUAUCAGAGUAAUUGACCGGUCUUGCACUUUAUAAGUCAAAGUGUGGAAUAAUGUUUAAAGAUGAAACGUGUACAGCAAUCGUUUAUCUCAAUGAAGCACCUGAAAUUCACCCUAGAUUUAAGCCUCGUACUAUUGAAAUAAUUCUUCACUGUCAAACUAAUGUUAUCGGUUUUAAGGCUGGCUUUAAAGCAACUAUUAUAUAGACUUGAUUUUGUAUUGCCCCUGCAUUCUUUUUAUUAUUUCCUACCGAUCAUAAUGUAGCAGGGACUCUAGAUCUAGGUGUAUCGUUAUCAUUUCCCAGAAGUGUUUAUAAAUGAAGCUGAAUAAGUGAAUAAUCAGUUGUGUUGUCAGUUUUCAUAAAAUGUGAAUAAUUAAAAAACUCAUAAUUCUUUUAAUUUUUUUAAUGUCUGAAGUAUUUUAAAUAAUAAAAUCAUGAUUUUAAAAAAG
Molecule: messenger RNA, 3332 nt
Organism: Hemibagrus wyckioides
Lineage: Eukaryota; Metazoa; Chordata; Actinopteri; Siluriformes; Bagridae
Gene: uck1
Product: uridine-cytidine kinase 1
Exons: 7
Coding region: 184-1017 (277 amino acids)
Cellular component (GO): cytosol; cytoplasm
Molecular function (GO): ATP binding; kinase activity
Source: RefSeq, a predicted model, not a curated record